Cuscuta campestris is the source of this 4403-nucleotide messenger RNA. The record is from the annotation of a GenBank genome assembly. NCBI's taxonomy places the organism in Eukaryota, Viridiplantae, Streptophyta, Magnoliopsida, Solanales, Convolvulaceae.
CAAGUGGUAGGCUCACGGCCGUGGUCGUGCCUCCUUCCCCAGCGACAUUCUUUCACUCCAAUUGGGAUAAAACUAAAUUUCCGAUCCUCGAAAAACCCUAGGGCAGAAAUCUCACAGGUCCUUAUGGAGAUCGCACCGGCGGUGCCGGCGUCUAACGACGGUGGCAGCGGGAUACCCGCCUCCGCCGCUUCCUCAUCCUCCGUCGAUGCAAUCAAGGCGACUACCGCUUCUCCCCCUUCUUCAUCCGUCAGCGUUACGGCCUUCAAGUAUGACGACGACGACGAUGAGGGGGACGUUUGCCGGAUCUGUCGAAAUCCGGGCGAUGCAGACAAUCCUCUCCGGUACCCCUGCGCAUGUAGCGGCAGUAUUAAGUAUGUUCACCAAGAUUGCCUCCUUCAAUGGCUCAAUCACAGCAACGCUCGCCAGUGCGAGGUGUGCAAACAUGCCUUUUCUUUCUCCCCCGUGUAUGCUGAGAAUGCUCCAGCAAGGCUUCCUUUUCAAGAAUUUUUUGUUGGGAUGGCGAUGAAGACGUGCCAUGUUCUGCAAUUUUUCUUGCGCCUUAGCUUCGUUCUAUCGGUUUGGCUUGUAAUAAUUCCUUUCAUAACGUUUUGGAUAUGGCGGUUGGCAUUUGUUAGAAGCUUUGGUGAAGCUCAUAGGCUAUUCUUAAGUCAUAUAUCUACGGCAGCUCUUCUUACAGACUGCCUGCAUGGGUUCCUCCUCUCUGCAAGCAUUGUAUUUAUUUUUCUUGGGGCAACUUCAUUGAGGGACUACUUCAGACAUUUACGUGAACAUGGAGGACAAGAUGGUGAUAGGGAAGAUGAUGGGGAUAGAAAUGCUGCCCAAGCUCGAAGACCUCCUGGUCAAGCUAACAGAAAUUUGGCCGGUGAAGGAAAUGGCGAAGAUGCAAAUGGAGCUCAAGUAAUUGCAGGACCUGGUCAGCUGGUCAGAAGAAAUGCCGAAAACGUUGCUGCCCGUUGGGAAAUGCAGGCAGCAGCACAUCUUGAGGCUAAUGUUGAACAGAUGUUUGAUGGGUUAGAUGAUGCUGAAGGUGCAGAGGAUGUACCAUUUGAUGAACUUGUUGGCAUGCAGGGGCCAGUCUUUCAUCUUGUUGAAAAUGCGUUCACUGUACUUGCUAGUAAUAUGAUAUUCCUUGGGGUCAUAAUCUAUGUCCCUUUUUGGCUGGGUCGUAUUAUACUCUAUUAUUUGACAUGGCUCUUGUCCUCUGCUACCAGUCCAGCAUUGUCAACUGCCACGCCUCUUUCUGAAACAGCAAUUUCUUUGGCUAAUAUCACCUUAAAGAGUGCAUUGACUACUGGUGCAAACUUGACAUCUGGAAACCUGGAUAAUAAUUUGCCCGAUCAAGUAGCAGAAAUGAUGAAGGCAAAUGACACUGGACUGAAUGAAGUGUCAGCCAACCUCAGUAUGGUAGUUUCAGCUGAGCUUUUGAAAGACACAUCUAUUGGGGCUUCACGGCUUUCUGACAUGACCACUCUUGCUGUUGGAUAUAUAUUUAUAUUUUCUCUCGUCUUCUUCUAUCUUGGAGUUGUGGCUUUAAUCCGGUACACUAGAGGAGAACCUUUGACAUUGGGGAGGUUUUAUGGAAUUGCUUCAAUUGCCGAAACUAUUCCUUCUCUUUUCAGGCAAUUUGUGGCAGCAAUGAGACACCUAAUGACUAUGAUUAAGGUUGCUUUUCUUUUGGUUAUUGAACUUGGGGUUUUCCCCUUGAUGUGCGGAUGGUGGCUGGAUGUUUGUACCAUAAGAAUGUUUGGAAAGUCAAUUACACAAAGAGUUGAGUUUUUUUCAGUUUCUCCAUUGGCAAGCUCACUGAUCCACUGGGUUGUAGGGAUCAUCUACAUGCUACAAAUAAGCAUCUUCGUUAGCCUUCUCCGAGGGGUCUUGCGUUAUGGAGUUCUUUACUUUCUUCGAGAUCCAGCCGAUCCAAAUUAUAACCCAUUCAGGGAUCUCAUUGACGAUCCUGUACACAAGCAUGCUAGGAGAGUUCUUUUGUCUGUAGCUGUUUAUGGCAGUUUGAUUGUGCUGCUGGUGUUUUUGCCCGUCAAACUUGCCAUGCGAAUAGCUCCCACCAUUUUCCCUCUUGAUAUUUCUGUAUCAGAUCCAUUUACUGAAAUUCCUGCAGACAUGCUUCUAUUUCAAAUCUGCAUCCCUUUUGCCAUCGAACAUUUUAAAUUGCGGACAACAAUCAAGUCUCUUCUGCGAUAUUGGUUUACAGUUGUUGGUUGGGCCCUUGGCUUGACCGAUUUCUUACUGCCUAGACCAGAGGAUAAUGGUGGACAAGAGAAUGGAAACGGUGACCAGGGCAGACAAGGUAGAGUCCACGGGCAGCUAGGUAGACAAGAUCAGGCUAUAGUGGGACUGGAUGAUGAUUUAAAUAGAAUGAUGAACACAGCAGCACUAAAUGACAAUUCUACAGAGGAGCAUGAUGGUCACCAACAAACUGACUCUGACAGGUACAGCUUUGUGCUUCGAAUCGUGCUGCUUUUGGUUGUAGCUUGGAUGACUUUGCUUACAUUCAAUUCUGCCUUGAUAAUUGUACCAAUUUCACUGGGACGUGCGCUCUUUAAUGCUCUUCCGCAUUUGCCAAUCACACAUGGAAUCAAGUGCAAUGAUUUGUAUGCAUUUGUUAUUGGAAGUUAUGCUAUUUGGACUGCCUUAGCUGGAGCUAGGUACUGCAUUGAGCAUGUCAGGACUGGAAAUGCUACCAUUCUUAUUGGCCUAAUUUGGAAAUGGUGCGGCAUUGCUCUAAAGAGUUCUGCUCUUCUGUCGAUAUGGAUAUUCGUCAUCCCAGUUUUAAUUGGACUGCUUUUUGAACUUCUGGUGAUUGUGCCUAUGCGAGUGCCAGUGAAUGAGAGUCCGGUUUUCCUCCUAUAUCAGGAUUGGGCUCUUGGGCUUAUCUUUCUGAAGAUCUGGACUAGGCUGGUAAUGCUGGAUCACAUGAUGCCAUUGGUGGACGAUAGCUGGCGAAUAAAAUUUGAGAGGGUGAAGCAAGACGGGUUCUCUCGGCUGCAGGGAUUUUGGAUCCUUCGGGAGAUUGUCGUCCCGAUCAUAAUGAAGCUUCUCACGGCGCUGUGUGUUCCUUAUGUGUUAGCCAGGGGGGUUUUCCCGAUACUCGGCUACCCUCUGGUGGUCAACUCUGCCGUUUACCGGUUUGCUUGGCUGGGAUGCCUCGGCUUCAGCCUCUUGUGGUUCUGCGGGAAGCGAUUCCAUGUAUGGUUCACCAACCUCCACAACUCAAUCCGGGACGACCGCUAUUUGAUCGGCCGCCGGCUUCACGAUUUUGGUGAAGUAGCACCACAAUAUGAUUCAGACGACGACCAACUGGCUACAAAUAUGGGUAGGGUGAGGCACAGAAUUGGUUAUAUGCAAGUUAUUGAUUAAGGAUUAAGGAUGAGAACCAAAAGAAAACAAAGAAAACAGAGGGAGAGAUGUGAAGUACUGCUGCUUUGUGUUAAUUGAUUACUCGUCAAUGAAGAAGGGGGGAGUUUGUUAAUUGGUGAAAACUUCUGUGUUGGUCAAUAAUUUUUAGUUCGACUCUGGAAGUUUUGUGAAUAUAUUUGUCUGAUUGUGGCUUGAAAAGGUGUAAAUUAGCUCUAUAUAUACACUACAAACAGGUCUCCGUUACCGCUUUUAGUCCAUAUGCUCCUCUUGUUAACCUUUUUGUAUCAUUGAUUUAUGGAGAGAGAGACAGAGAGAGAGGGCUCCGAGAGAUAGAGGAUGUCAUCGCCGGGUUGUCAUCGCGGUCUUCACCGGUAUCUUUAUUUCAUUGUUCAUUAAUAUCAAUUUUUUCCUCAGUUGAUACUCCCAUUCAUUAAUGUUUGAAUUUUUGUUAGAUCCGUUUAUUUCUAAAUGAUUUCUAAAUUUGAAAGCCCUUUUUUAAAACUUUAGAAACCCUUGAAUAUUUUAGAUCUGUUUAGAACAACCAUGCAUGUGAAUUUUUGUAAAUGAUUAAUAAUAAGUUUUUGCUUUAUAAGUUUAAAUCAUCUUUUAAAAUUACGGUAAAUCGGUGGAAGAGAAUAUGAAUUUUCUCCUUCAUGCCUUGUUCUAAAGGCAUGUUCAUUCGUAAAAAUAUUUAUUUAUUUGAUCAUAAUAAGAUUAAUUUCUAAAUACUGGUACGUUAGAUUUCAAGCCUAAAUUUUGAUGUUUUAUUGAAGGAAAAAUUCUAAUUCUCAUUUACUACUUGUAAAUGUUUAUAAUGUCUUGUUUAAUUCAUAAAUUACAAUAAUUUCUUAACAUUAUAUUUACAUUGAUUUCGAUAGGAGUUUUGUUGUAUUUCCAGCAUCAAGGUUUAUAUUUCCUUGUUUUCAAAAAUUUAUUCGUGACAUGUUGCAUUUAAAAGUCAUGAUUUUACAUCUUUUGUUCUGACCAAAUAAAUGGGAGUGUAGAUU